This is a messenger RNA of Sesamum indicum (sesame), 943 nucleotides long. RefSeq names its product CASP-like protein 2B1. Lineage: Eukaryota; Viridiplantae; Streptophyta; Magnoliopsida; Lamiales; Pedaliaceae. The record is from RefSeq and is a predicted model, not a curated record.
GCAGAAUGUGGGUAGGUAAACAUUGUGCUUAGGACUCACAUUCUUGUGUUUUUUGUCUAUCCUUAAUACCGUUUCAACUGUUUUGAAACCUGGUACUAGGUUGUAAAGAUGAGUUAUCUUGGUGUGGGCGUGAGUCCGGGCAACGUUCCUGUCUACCAUGGAAGCAAUUUGAAGGCGGUUGAUAGGAGAGUAAGAGUUGCAGAACUGGUUUUGAGGGGUUUCAUCUCUGGUUUGGCUAUUCUUUCUGCUCUUCUCAUUGGAACUGACACUCAGGUUAAGGAAAUUUUCUCUAUUCAGAAAAAGGCAAAGUUCACAGACAUGAAAGCUCUUGUAUUCUUGGUAAUAGCCAAUGGAUUAGCUGCAGCCUACUCACUGGUUCAACUUUUGAGGUGUAUUCUAAGUAUGAUCAGAGGAAGUGUGCUGUUCAACAAGCCCUUGGCUUGGGCCAUCUUCUCAGGUGAUCAGGUAAUGGCCUACUUGAUGUUGGCUGCAGUGGCAGCUGCUGCACAGUCGGCAGCGUUAGCCAAGUUGGGGCAGCCGGAGCUGCAAUGGAUGAAGAUUUGCGACAUGUAUGCAAAAUUCUGCAACCAAGUUGGUGAAGGCAUAGCCAGUGCACUGUUUGUGAGCCUUUCAUUUGUCGUCGUCUCAGCUAUUUCAGCCUUCAGUCUCUUCCGUUUGUAUGGAGAGAACAAGCGAAAGAACAGUGGAAGAUGGUAAUAAGAACUAGGUCUGAUAUAUGAUGUAAUCACAUCUUCUUGGCUUGUGUCUUGAGGUGUGUUACUGGUCCGUUGCAUGUGAAAGAUGGUACAAUAAAGGAUUGUUAAGUAUCAUUAGUUUUGUGAAGUUUGAUGAAUGUGUUGGUGAACGAUGGAAGAUGUGCAAGAAAAUCAACAGCAUUGAAUAUUUGAUCAUAUGAGAAUAAAGAGAACAACGGAUUACAUUU